UUCUUUGUUUUCAAUCAGUUAAGUUUUAGCAGCCUAGCGAUAAAAACACAUGGAAGAAGAAACGUGGCAAGUGGAACUACGUUUGGUCCAGGAGAUUAUGCUAUAUUGUCCUUUGUUCUAGUAGUUUCGUCAGGUGUUGGUAUAUUCUAUGCUAUCAGAGAUGCCAAGACGAAGAUCUAGUGGAAAUGAUGACUACCUUCGGCAAAGGGGAAAAUGCAUUAUAUCCCCGUUGCACUUUCUCUAACCGUAAGUUUCAUGUCGGCAAUAACGAUUCUUGGAAACCCGGCUGAAAUCUAUACUUAUGGCAUGAUGCUUUGGUGGUUGGUACCCGCGUUUUUUAUCGCAGCGGGAAUUAUUUCUGAAGUUUAUAUUCCAAUCUUCUACAGACUUGACAUUAAAAGUUCAUACGAGUAUCUUGAGAUGAGAUUCAAUCGAGUCGUUCGUGUGCUUGUAACUGCUGCAUUUAUAGUUGAGACCAUCAUGUAUGCUGGUAUAGUUAUUUAUGCCCCUUCGUUGGCAUUGAGUCAAGUGACAGGAUUCAACUUAUGGGCUGCUGUUUUAUCCACUGGGCUCGUCUGUACUUUUUACACAACAUUGGGAGGUCUGAAAGGCGUUAUUUGGACCGAUGUUUUUCAAGCAGCUGUGAUGAUCAGUGGACUACUUGCUGUUUUGAUAAGAGGAAGCGUAAUAAUGGGCGGUUUCACAAACAUCUGGGAGAUUAGCGGCGAGGGAGGAAGACUAAACAUGGCAAUCGUCGACCCUGAUCCCAAAGUGCGUCAUUCAAUAUGGACACUUCUUGUAGGAGGAACAUUUUUAUGGCUGGGUUUAUACGCAGUUUCUCAGUCACAAAUACAACGAUACAUUUGUUGUAGGUCGGAACGCGAAGCAAAAAUGGCUUUGUUUUUAAACGCAUUUGGAUUGCUGAUUGUGAUUACAUUAACAUGCUUGACAGGAUUGGUAACAUAUGCGUAUUUCCAUAAGUGCGAUCCAAUAAAAGACGGGAAAAUACCUCCAAAAAGCAGAGACAGGCUAUUGCCUUAUUUGGUUAUGGAAAUACUUCAAGAUUAUCCAGGAGUUCCAGGGAUAUUUGUUGCUUGUGUUUAUUCCGGUGGAUUAAGUACGAUUUCCACGGGAAUCAACGCAAUGGCUUGCGUUACUGUUGAAGAUUUCAUCAAACCUUGCACAAAUAUCUCAAAGAAAUACAGAAGUUGGAUAUCACGAGGUUUGGGAAUACUGUAUGGUUUGGCGUGUAUCGGAAUGGCAUACAUUGCUUCACAACUUGGAGGCGUUUUACAAGCAGCAAUUAGCAUAUUUGGUAUUGUUGGUGGACCUCUUAUAGGAGUGUAUACAUUAGGAAUAAUGUUUGCCUUUGCUAACUCCUGGGGUGCUGCUGCAGGUCUUGGAUUUGGCCUUGCUUGCACAUCGUGGAUGUAUGUAGGCGCCGCUGACUCUAGACGAAAAAAUAUUUACACGGGAAUAUCGAAUGCACUGCCAACAAUUACGGACGGCUGCCCUAGUAAGAAUUUGACAUUUGUUAACAUUACGACAAGUCCGGUCCCAACGAUGAUGGAAACAAGCCAGUUUGUUACUGAUGUUCCAGAAGCAAGCACUGAGAUUCCGUCAAUCGUCAAUUUCUAUUCAGUAUCUUAUUUAUACUACGGAUGCAUUGGAUUUGCAGUGACCCUGUUUUUUGGAAUAAUUGUUAGUCUGUUAUCAUGUGGAUGGAGACAAAGAAAACAUGUUCCGCAAAAUCUGUUGAGACCACCGUUUGAUCAUUGGUUUUUCCGAUCAUGGAUUCCUGAAUCCAUCAGAAGAAUUUUACGGUUUGGAAUAGACUGGGAGGACAACAUUCCAAUAUGUGAUGAUUUAAAUGUUCUAGCCAACGAAAAUAUCGUAACGGUAAGAAAUGGAAAACCAACGAGUGAUGAGAUAAUGUUGUAGCGAGUGUAUAAAUCGAUGAAGAAAAAAAAAUCAAAUAAAUGGAGCAAAAAAGCUUGGCGAAAUAACUCAUGACUUUUCACCUGCGCAUAUUCAGGGAUCAACGUGUGUGCGCAACAUUUACAAUUAAUGUACUGCUAUUACUAUUGAUGGUCAUUCAAAACUUGGAUCAGACUGACCUGAGAACGCCAAAAUAAAAACAAUUUACAAAAAUACAAGAAGAACAUUUCCGAAAUUCAUGUGGCUACAAUAAAUAAUACACAUACAUUCCUUGUGCCUCCGACCGAUUCUGUUGUAACUUGGUGUAUCGAACGAUUGUGUAUAUUCAACAGUGCUCCAACGGAUCUUUCCGUGUGGUUCACAUAUCAAUACGACUCAAGAUCCACACAGUUCAGGAAUCUAAAUUGGCGCUAAGGUUCAAUUUCAAAAAGGAAGAAAAUACUAUUUUAUCAACCAAAUUUUGAUUACUUGAUAAAUUCAUUGUACUUAAUGGUUUUCAAAGUUUACAUUUUUUUUUUAAAUAUUACCAUCUUAUUUGAAAAUAUUCUUAAACAGU
Styela clava is the source of this 2494-nucleotide messenger RNA. Its product is annotated as sodium-coupled monocarboxylate transporter 1-like. Gene Ontology annotation, cellular component: membrane. Gene Ontology annotation, biological process: sodium ion transport; transmembrane transport. NCBI's taxonomy places the organism in Eukaryota, Metazoa, Chordata, Ascidiacea, Stolidobranchia, Styelidae. Gene Ontology annotation, molecular function: symporter activity. The record is from RefSeq and is a predicted model, not a curated record.